AAGAACCUGCCUCUUCUGGCUCUCAGGAUAGAAAAAAGCGUCGAUGCCGGCUGCAGCAAUGAGUUGUAGGAGGCGCUGGCUGCCCCGCGGCUCCGGGAAGCUGCUGCUGGCCUCUUUGCAGGUCCCUCUCAGCUGUCCAUUCCUCAGAUGAGCCACUCUGCGAGUCACAGUUCUGUCAGCUUAAAGAAGGAAUCCGACUUGAUGGUGGCGCCUUGAUGGCAAGAAUAAAUAGAAGUUGAAGGCAAGGAUGCACUCAUCUCUCUUGGGCGUCUAAGGCUUGGUGUGGCUGAGCCUCUUCAAUAAUGUAUCGCUGUCAUUGAACAUUGGCUCAUUUGAACACACCAGAGAAGCUCAGCCACCACUAUGUCCAAGUAUAAACUUAUUAUGUUAAGACAUGGAGAGGGUGCUUGGAAUCAGGAGAAUCGUUUUUGUAGCUGGGUGGAUCAGAAACUUAACAGUGAAGGAAUAGAGGAAGCGAAGAACUGUGGGAAGCAACUGAAAGCACUAAACUUUGAGUUUGAUCUAGUGUUCACAUCUGUCCUUAAUCGGUCCAUCCACACAGCCUGGCUAAUCCUGGAAGAGCUGGGUCAGGAAUGGGUUCCUGUGGAAAGCUCCUGGCGUCUAAAUGAGCGUCACUAUGGAGCCUUGAUUGGUCUCAAUAGGGAGAAAAUGGCUUUGAAUCAUGGUGAAGAACAAGUGAGGCUCUGGAGAAGAAGCUACAAUGUGACUCCACCUCCCAUUGAUGAGUCUCAUCCUUACUACCAUGAAAUCUACAAUGACCGGAGGUAUAAAGUGUGUGACGUGCCUGUGGAUCAACUGCCACGAUCUGAAAGCUUAAAGGAGGUUCUGGAGAGACUGCUUCCCUAUUGGAAUGAAAGGAUUGCUCCUGAAGUAUUAAGUGGCAAAAACAUUCUGAUAUCUGCUCAUGGAAAUAGCAGUAGAGCACUCCUGAAACAUCUGGAAGGUAUCUCAGAUGAAGACAUUAUCAACAUAACCCUUCCUACUGGUGUCCCCAUUCUCCUGGAACUGGAUGAAAACCUGCAUGCUGUUGGACCCCACCAAUUCCUGGGUGACCAGGAGGCUAUCCAGGCAGCCAUUAAGAAAGUAGAGGAUCAAGGAAAAGUAAAACAAGCUGGAAAAUAAAGUUUUUCUCAAGUGCUAGCUAGGAAUAGCUGCAAACGGAGUGUACACAGUGUGUUAAGGAUGCUGAUCUCUUGCUUUCUCCCUCUUUUUAAUAUGAAUUUGCUUUUUCCAGGGGUAGACUGUGAGAUAGUUUGUAUAGGUAACUUAUCUUGGUCCAGAUAAUGAUUUUAGGAUGCCUGAGUGCUUUUGUCAUAAACCUUAUAUGAGUUAGCUCUCCUGCUAGCCCUGCUUGAAUUUGACACCAAACCAGUGACACGGGGCUUGUUCAAGGUCGUAAGUUUCUGAGAUGGGAGAGUAGUAGGUGGGGUGAAGUUUAAGGUGUUCAUCAUGCAGUAAGACAUUACUGAGUUACCAUUGUCAGGCACUAUUCCAAGGUUGAGGUUACAGCAGUAAAUAAAAGAUAAAAAUCCUUAUAAGUUUGCAUUGGACCUCACUUAGUAAUUAAGAAUUUCACUCUUACAUUUACUGAGAUUUUCUGAUAUUCUGGUGAGAGAUAUUAUGUAAUAUACCACUUAAGUAUUUAUUACUAGUCAUUUCCUCUAGGAAAAGGAAUGCUUGAUAAUUAAGACCAGAGGGCCAUUAAAUGCAAAAGAGCAGGAGUUCCUCCAAGAAAGCAAACACCAAUGACAACAACAACCAAAACUCUAACUUGUCUCUAGUUCAGGGACAUCAUUUGUUUGGCAUUUGUUAAAAUUCCUCUUUGGCCAGUAGAAUAAUCAGCACAUAGACAACUGUAGGUGUUUAUGUUCUCAUUUGUUUUGUUUUUGUUUUAUGAGCUUUAAUUUCUGAGUACUUAAAAUUGAUUUAGAAAUAAAGUUCUGUGACUGAAAGCAGUA
Messenger RNA from Choloepus didactylus (southern two-toed sloth), 1979 nucleotides. It is a transcript of the gene BPGM, whose product is annotated as bisphosphoglycerate mutase. Lineage: Eukaryota; Metazoa; Chordata; Mammalia; Pilosa; Megalonychidae. The record is from RefSeq and is a predicted model, not a curated record. Gene Ontology annotation, molecular function: intramolecular phosphotransferase activity. Gene Ontology annotation, biological process: glycolytic process. Bases 364 to 1143 code for a protein of 259 amino acids. The transcript is spliced from 4 exons.